Messenger RNA from Oncorhynchus mykiss (rainbow trout), 7042 nucleotides. RefSeq lists its product as uncharacterized. Gene Ontology annotation, molecular function: extracellular matrix structural constituent conferring tensile strength. NCBI's taxonomy places the organism in Eukaryota, Metazoa, Chordata, Actinopteri, Salmoniformes, Salmonidae. Gene Ontology annotation, biological process: extracellular matrix organization. The record is from RefSeq and is a predicted model, not a curated record.
GCCUCUCCUCACAGUGAGUGUGUGUGGCUGGGGGUAUUGUGAAUCUACUGGGAGCAGAGAGCCCCAUGUCUGAUGCAGUCAUGCACUACCAUCUUGGAUGGUACUUGGUUCUUGGGUGCCUGCUACUGGAUUUACUUGGAGCUUGUCUGGAGGGACAAAGGAUACCAAAGUCAAAGAGGAAAGAGGAUGUGUUUGGGCAGAGUGGGAGUCGGCGUGGGGACGGGACAUGGGGUCCCCGCCAGAAAGGCUCGGUGGGACGAGGGGAUGUCUUUGUGGUGGACGAGGACACAGACCUGGCUGAUCCAAACCUCCAGGGGGGACACCGCAACCCUCAGUGGAAACCCAGCAGUCAGGGCCCCAAAGGCAGCCGCGAGGACAAGCCUGAGCCCUCCUCCAAACUCUUGGAGGAGAACAUCACCACGGACAAGAAGACAAAAGACUCUGGAGGGAGGGGCGUCGGCCUGUUUCCCGCAAAACCCUUGGAUGACAUCAUUAUUGAUUUGGACCCUGGGUUUUCCCCGAAGAAGCCCUCAGUGGAGUUUCCCCAUGUCGAUAAGACUCAGAUAGAGACCCCCCUGGACCAGGAGCACCCAGACUCUAACCUGCUGAGAGAGGAGGUGGAGUGGCCUCAGACCCCUUCUCAGACUGCCUUCACCCCCACCUCAGAGCCCCCUGUCCCCCCUGUGGAGGCUGUAACUGAGGAGAGGAGACCCACCACACACAUCCCCACCCAGCCAGACUCUGACCGGGCUAUCACUGUGGAACGAGGACCAGAACGCCCACGCACAGUGUCCAUCGUACACAGGGAAGGGGAUCUGGUUCUGGGCUCUGAUGGCCAGAUGUAUAGGCUCCAGAGAGGGCCCCCAGGCCGAAUGGGGCCCCCAGGAAAGGAGGGUUUUCCCGGUCACGCUGGCUUGCGUGGGUUUAAAGGUGACAGGGGCCAGCUUGGGCCUGAGGGGCGUGCAGGGCGACAGGGGGAUCCAGGUCCCCCCGGCCCACCUGGUCUGCCGUCCUUCUACCUGUGGAAGAACACUAUUGAGGAGUGGGCUGCUUUUCGGCAAACAUCUUUCUACCAUUUGCUCUAUGCUGGCUGGCCUAGGGAGCAGGGACCCCCAGGACCAGCUGGGGAGAUGGGAAAAACAGGCCCACAGGGGCCAACAGGGGAUCCUGGCCAACGAGGGCCUCCAGGAAUAAUUGGAGAAAUGGGUGAGCCGGGCCAAAAGGGGGUGGUGGGCAGAGCAGGGCUCCAUGGGAAAUAUGGAGAGAAUGGGCUGGAUGGUCAGCCUGGGAUGCCGGGUGACCCUGGGCGACAGGGACCCUUCGGGUAUAGGGGAGAAGGCGGUUCCAAAGGAGAAAAAGGGGACGAGGGCCUUAUUGGAGCCAAGGGCCCAAGAGGACAUAUUGGAGAACUGGGCGAGAAGGGCUCUUUUGGUUUACCAGGCCGUCCCGGUUAUGUUGGUCCACCAGGGCCUCAGGGAGUCAGAGGGUUCACAGGCUCAGAGGGAAACCCUGGACCUGAUGGGGAGGCUGGGUUUGAUGGGCCUCCAGGGCCUCCUGGGACAGUGGGAGCCACUGGUUUCACAGGCCGUGUUGGCGAUCAGGGAGUUAACGGCUCACAGGGAGAGUUGGGGCCUGUUGGAGUCAUCGGCCCCAGAGGCCCCCAGGGACCCCAGGGUUUAGAUGGCGAGAGUGGGCCUCCAGGACUCAGGGGAAUCCAGGGACAGCUUGGGAUGAGUGGUGCCCUUGGUCCGAAAGGUGAUCCUGGGCCUAUGGGGACAAUGGGUAUCCGGGGUGAGCCAGGGUUCGAGGGGCCCAUGGGGCCACUGGGAACACAAGGUCCAAAGGGUUUCCCUGGAAUUACUGGUAAGAGGGGACCAGACGGGGACAAAGGGGACCCUGGACCGAAGGGGGAGAGAUGUGUUCAGGGUGCUUCGGGCAUCCAAGGGCCUCAGGGAGAGAGUGGUCCUAGUGGCUUCCCUGGCUUUACAGGGCUCAAUGGUCAACCUGGCACUAAAGGCAUUGGGGGAGAGAAUGGAGAAACUGGCCCUCAGGGAAAACUGGGCAGAGAUGGGCUGAAGGGGAAUAGGGGUCCAGAUGGGCGCAACGGCCAGCCUGGACACAGAGGGACCAAGGGUCGCAUCGGACAGAGAGGGCAUGAUGGCCAGCCUGGUUCACUGGGUUUGCCAGGCCCACCUGGGACAGAGGGACCAGAAGGAAAGCCUGGUACACAGGGUCUCUCUGGUUCAGUGGGAAUAACUGGCGAUAAAGGCCUAAAGGGAUUCCAGGGCAUUGCUGGAGAGCCAGGUCCAGAUGGCCGUUCAGGCCCUCUGGGCCCACCUGGACGGACAGGACCAACAGGUAUCCCUGGGCCACUGGGAGAGAGGGGCUUCACUGGGAAGGAAGGUGUGGAGGGACCCCAGGGGCCAGUAGGCAUGUAUGGUUUCCCGGGUAGCAUGGGAAUGCGUGGCACAAAUGGUCACACCGGACAUAGGGGGGAGACUGGUGUAAGAGGCCUGUCUGGUCUUACUGGGAAGCCUGGACCUCCAGGUGUAUCAGGACCUCAUGGGGAUAGAGGCCCUCCAGGACCUCAGGGUCGGCUAGGGGAUCUGGGACCCACAGGGCUAGAGGGCCCACAGGGCCCCUCGGGUCUGCAGGGCUCAGAUGGAGCCACGGGGAAACCGGGACCAAGGGGAAGCAGGGGGCCUCCGGGGCCACAAGGCUCUAACGGACCAGCAGGAAUCCUAGGAAUGACAGGUGCUGGUGGACUAAUUGGACCAGCGGGGGAAAGAGGAGAAAUGGGUAUGCUGGGACCUUCUGGUGAUCUAGGUCCUCCUGGACUGGAUGGCGAACAGGGCACUCCUGGCCAAUCGGGGUUGGAGGGGCAAACAGGAACGAAUGGGGAAAAGGGAGACCUAGGACCUUGUGGGAAACUUGGUCCUGCAGGGCAGCCUGGAGCUCGAGGUCUACAAGGACUCAAAGGGUUACAAGGCUCUCCUGGACCAAUGGGAAAAGAGGGUGAUGUUGGACCUCUUGGCGAUGCUGGUGGUCCAGGUUCCAAAGGGGAGAAGGGUGAUGUGGGGCCUCUGGGGCCCACAGGGCGGGAGGGUCCAUGGGGGACCUUGGGGGAAAAUGGGGAGAAGGGACCAAAAGGAGAGAAGGGCCACAUCGGACUUAUGAGUCAGUCAGGAUUCAUGGGAGAAAUAGGACCUGCAGGCUUGUCAGGGCUACAGGGUAUUAUGGGCCCUAGGGGGCCUCCAGGGCCAGAUGGACCUCAAGGAGAGAAGGGGGAGUCUGGGCCUAGCAGAGCCAUCGGACCUCAAGGCAAAACAGGACCUCCGGGGGUGGCUGGACUUCAAGGAGUCAGAGGUGACACAGGGAAGCCAGGACCACAGGGUCCAGUAGGGAAGGUUGGGACUGAGGGAGACUUGGGCCAUAAAGGUGAGCCAGGACUAGAUGGAGAGAAAGGGGAGCCAGGGGGACCAGGCGAGCCAGGAGAACAGGGGGUUGACGGUCUGCCAGGCAUCAGAGGGCCCCCAGCGCUUCUUGGUUUGGAGGGGCCACAGGGUGAGGUGGGAGCCCAGGGGCCAGAAGGUCCCCUAGGGGCAUUGGGUGUCAGGGGAAACCCAGGACCUGAGGGAAAACAGGGACUGAAAGGAGAGAAGGGAGAUGACGGCAGAGAUGGAUCACCUGGAAAGACAGGUCACAUCGGAAGGAGUGGGAAAAGAGGCAAGGCUGGAAUCAGGGGCACAAGAGGAGAGAGAGGACCAAAGGGAGAGAGGGGACAUGUGGGAUUGAUUGGUGUUCCAGGAUGGGUGGGGUCUAUAGGAAUCCCAGGCUUGGGAGGAGACAGGGGGGAUCAGGGUGAAAAAGGGAGUGAGGGAGAAAAGGGGAACAUAGGGCUGCUCGGUCUGCCAGGGCGUGAUGGCCUAAAGGGUAGUCUGGGUCCUUUUGGGGUGCCAGGACAGGUGGGCCCGAAGGGAGAUCAGGGGAAUAUUGGACCGUCUGGGCCAAGAGGAACACCUGGGAUGCCAGGACUACCUGGUUUGUUUGGCGAGAAGGGUUUGAAAGGCUUUGAGGGAUUUCCUGGGCAACCUGGGACAAGGGGCCUGCCGGGGGCACCUGGCCUCCCAGGACUUCCAGGACCCUCAGUAAACAUGACCCUUACUCAACUCAAGGACCUUCAGUACCUGUCAGAUAAGCCCAACUUCCCCCUGAUCCAGACCCUGCUGGACUCUCUGCACCAGGACCUGAGGCUGCUGGUAGACCCCCCUGAUGGCAGCAAGGAGCACCCUUCCACCACCUGCAUGGAGCUGUGGCUCUGCCACCCCGACUACGCCAGCGGGAUGUAUUAUAUUGACCCCAACCAGGGCAGCCCCAAUGAUGCUCUCCUAGUCUACUGCAACUUCUCUGGCACACCCGCACAGACCUGCCUUCACCCCCGAGACGCCCAGAUGACCAUGAAGGCCUGGCUAAAGGAUUCAGAGACAAACAGCUCGUUCCAAUGGCUCAGCAAGCAGGAACAAGGAUUUCAGUUCUAUUACCCAGGGGCCAAUGUGGUUCAGAUGCGUUUCCUGAGGUUGCAGAGUUGUAAAGCCGUGCAAAGGAUCAUCUACUCAUGCCACCCGGGACACAGGCUGGGUCACACAGACAGAGAGGUCAAGUUCCUGGCAGACACAAGGAGGCAGAGUUUCUUGGGAGCACUUAAAGACUGUAUGCCUGGAGAAGAGGUGGAUUCGCUGGAGCCGCGGGAGUCUGUGUUUGAAUUUGAGGACCUCAACCUGCUUCCUGUGAGAGAUGUGGCUGUCUUCGGGGGUGGAAACUUCACACAUGAAUUUGGCUUCACCAUCGGGCCCAUCUGUUUCAGCUAGAGAGGGAGAGAGGGGGCCCUUAUAGCUCCUUUUCCACUUGCUUGGACUCACAGAGCCAGGACAAGAGCCUGUGUUCAGGACCCCAAUACAUCUAGAGAACAAGAGGACAAAGGGAAUCGCUCCACCAUUUUGUGAGGGCAUCACUCCUCUUUCCAUGUGAUAUAUUUGUUGGAGAACAUCGAUCAAUUCUCUUGUCGACUGGCUCCACAUAAAUGAAUCUUUGAGAGGGCAUCAACUUCCACAGGCUCAAAUUCUUUCGGACAAUUGUAUUUUUGUUUACAGAGACAUUUGUUGUGUAAUGAAUAAUUUAUAUAAUGUUGUUUUGAUUUCUAUAUGUAAUGGUUAUUUAGAAUUUUUUCAAAAACAUUUUAGAACAGCGGUUUAUGCUGUAAAGCCUUCCAUUACAUCCAACAACUUAUUUUGUAUACAGAUAUUUAAUCACUCUUUUGUUGCUGAUAAUUUUUUCUGCACAGCAGGACAUGCAAACGUGUAGUGUAUUCAAUGUUAAAAAAGGCUUCUAAAGUUUGUAAUUUCCAUUUGAAAAUGUCAGACAUGUAUCAACCCCUAAAAUGUCCAUUAAUUACAAUCCACAUAAUAAUUCACAUUUCCUGUUGAUGCAGGAUUAUUUUCCUGCUGUAGCAAACUGGCUCAAAUUAGAUCCUACAUCUGUAUGAACAGUCCUUUUCCAGAAUGGUCUGUUUUUUAUCUGAUGCAGUAGAUUCAAGCGGUCAACAAUGUGUUCCAUUUGGACACGACUAAUGUUGUCUUAUGGGUCAUCACUGACCUUUCAAAAGGUGCUUACUGAGAAACCACUGCUUGUACUUGAGGAGGCCAAAAAACUUGCUGUUGAGUUGUUGAUCUUGUUUCUUUAGUAAACCCUGAUCUCUUGUAAUGAACCUAUUCCCUCCCUUUUGGCAGUGAUUGGGGCAAGAAACCUUAUUUCAUUCAUGCUUGACAUGUUCUGUUACUGGCCUAUUUCUUAUUUGUAAAAAAAUGAUGUACCGCAUACUGUCCGUGCUUGUUUCAGCUCAUUCUUAUGGUACAGUCUCAGGUACAGUCUUGAUAUUCAACACAGACACUGAUGUGCACACUACGUGAUGUGUAUGAUUAAAAACAUAACUCAUUUGAUGUGUUUUAAAUCUGUUUUAGGUGUUCUAAUAAAGGGGCAUUAUGUUGGGCUGCUGGCUCUCCUGCUUUAGCACUGAGCAAUCACUUUCCGAGUCCUCUCUUUGUUCAACCAAUUAAGUGCUGAGGCUCAAAGAAGGGCAGUGUACACUGUAGCUGCUCAGCAAAGCUAGGAUUGCUGAAGAGGUGGUUUCAUUGGCCUGUGUUCACAAAACAUUUUAGUGUAGGAGCGCUGAUCAAGGAUCAGUUUAGCCUAUUAGAUCAUAAUUAUAUGGAUAUGGGGACCUGAUCCUCGAUCAGCCCUCCUACUCUGAGACUGUGAAUAUGGGCCAUUGAGAGCAGUGCAUUUAAUAUUUUCAGUCACAGAACAAUUCAGUGCUGUAGUGGUCUGUCUCUAUGCGUAACGGCCAACCAACGAACAGGGAAUUCAGGAAGGUUUCAGGGAGCGUUCAGUCUUAGCAUGCAGUAGCUUGCAUAAAGGAAUAUGUAUUAUGUUACGUCUUAUAAGUACUCAACCCCAAAUCAGUAGCCACCUUCCAUUACAAACUCCAGAAAGAACUUUCCCAGCAUUGCUGAUAUAAAUGUUUGGUAAAAGGGUAGACACAGUGUCCCUUUGUAGUCGAAGGCUUAUUCUCUAAAUGUUGUCUCCGAACACACUUGGAUCACUGAUAGGUAGGGGGGAUAGGUAGGUGUAAUUAUUUCACAGUAAGGUUGUAUUCGGUGCAUGUGACAGAUAACAUUUGAUUUGAUUUCUCAGGAACAAUGUUCAGGGUUUAUUAGAAAGUUAAUGUAUUAUUAAUUUAUCCCAUUUUUUUGGUAUCCUAAACACAUGCAAUUGGUAGCCUAACAUCAACAUUCAACAUGAUUGCCUUAGCUGGCUGAGACGGAUCAUUGGUGCUUUUUUAGUUUUUGUUUUGUAAAAAUUCUCAUCAUUUGAUUUUAUGUUAUUAUUGUCAGAAAAUUAUAUACUGGACAUGUUUAUACCUGUGUAUAAUUCAGCAUCUCAUUCAGAGAAAUGUAUUAGCUAAAUAAAAAAAAUCACAUAACAG